Molecule: messenger RNA, 5694 nt
Organism: Stegodyphus dumicola
Lineage: Eukaryota; Metazoa; Arthropoda; Arachnida; Araneae; Eresidae
Biological process (GO): cellular response to growth factor stimulus; BMP signaling pathway; protein phosphorylation
Cellular component (GO): signaling receptor complex; plasma membrane
Molecular function (GO): ATP binding; transforming growth factor beta receptor activity
Source: RefSeq, a predicted model, not a curated record
GCAGUCAUUAUUGCUAGACGAAGUAGAACGUUUGCGUUGUGAAACUUUUUCAAUAAACUAAGGUUUGCCAUGUAGUGGAGCUUUAAAAAAAAAAAAAAAAAAAAAAAAAGAAUCACUGGACUUUUUUUUGUUGCGAAGAGCUUAUUGUUGUUUAUGAAAUUUUAUUUGAUUUCAAACGAGUGAAUAGCGUGGAAAUACAGCGCAGCGUUCGACACUACCAGAAAGCGCUAAAGAAAUUUAAACCCUUUGAUAACGAUUUGCUUGUCUAGCGGAUUUUAAUACUUUAUUUUAUUUACUCUUUAGCUGACGAUUAGCGAUAAGGUUGCAUAUGUGAUAUAAAUUGUUAGAUUCCACAAAUGAAAUUCUGAUUUUGUGCGAGAUUGGUUAUUUUGAUAAAGUUGACCUUUACGCUUACCAUCAUAUGUGAUCUGCAUAUCUCGAGUUCAUCAUAAAAAAGAAAUUUAUAAUAAACGAACACAUUCUAAUAUUACUUAAGAAUCGAUCAACAAUAUUUAAUCUGAUUAUAUGUAGAAGAAUUAAGAAUUCUCUUUGGGAAUGGCAAAUGGAGAUGCGUAACUUGCUGUGAGUCAAAUCAGAACAACCUCGAACUGUUUUACAAGUAUAGAAUAAACUUUUUGAAUUAACCCAGAUCCGAAUACAAUAGUAAUUUGAAAAUGUUCUGGCUUUAAAAUUAUGAAGAUAUCAUAUGAUCAGCUGAUCAUGCUUCGGACAGUAUUUAGAAGACGGUCCCUGACAGGCUAGUUGUCCCUUCAAAGGCUACAGAAGCCUAUACAGACUCAAGCCAGACGUCUGCCGCCAUGCAGACCGAGAGCCUCUCGCGAGGGAUCGGCUACAUUAUUUUCCUCGUCAUCGCUGCAGGCUAUACUUUUGGCCAUGAAACAUACUGUGCAUAUUCCAAAAUGUCUGUUGUCAAAGUCUCUGUCACAGAGAAAUCAUCAACUGAUGAAGAACUUGAGCCCAUCAAAACAGGGGAGUUAUUGGAUGGAAACCAUACUGAAAGAUGCCCUAAUACAAAAUCUUGCUAUGCACUAUGGCAAGAAGAUAAUGUAAAUAAGACUGUUAUUAUUGCACAAGGUUGCUGGGCUGCAGCUGAGUUUGAUUGCAGUGAAGGUGUUUGCAUUGCAAGUGCCAAGAAGCCUCAGAAAAAAUACAACAACACAACAACAAAAUUUUGUUGUUGUUAUGGGGACAUGUGCAAUGUGAACGUUUCAGAAUCCUUCUUACCUUCUGAGGAAAAUGAAGCAACUCCAAGAUAUGUGGAACAUGCCUCAUAUGACACUCAGACUGUGAUAAUUGCUGUUGCCACCAUGUGUUCAUUAGCUGUCAUAAUCAUGCUUGCUGCCUGUUUUGCGUACCACAUGUGUUCAUCUUCCCCAAAACCUAGUCCUGAUUCUGUCUGUCUAAUGGAACCUCCACUGCCACCAUCUCCAACAUUUAAUCUAGACAGUUUGAAGAUUGCAGAAAGUAUCGGCAGGGGCCGAUAUGGCCAUGUAUUUCGAGGGACUCUAUACAACCAGUCUGUUGCUGUAAAAAUAUUUUCAUCUCAGAAUCGCCAAAAUUAUAUAAAUGAAAGAUAUAUCUAUUGUCUUCCUUUUAUGGAUCAUUUGUGCCUUCCCAAGCUCCUUGGGGCUGAGGAGCGUACUGGUGUAGAUGAAAAACCCGAGUAUCUGCUAGUUCUUUCUUAUGCCCCAAAUGGCUGUUUGCAGGAUUAUUUAACAAAUAAUACUAUCGAUUGGCCGUGGUUCUGCAGAAUGGCUCAAAGUAUCACUCAAGGUCUUGCUCAUUUACACAUGGAAAUUAGAAAAGAAGGUAAAGUAAAAAUGUGCAUUGCUCAUCGGGACUUGACAUCAAGAAAUAUCCUUAUUAAAGCAGAUGGAAGCUGUAUGCUGUGUGACUUUGGUUUUGCUAUUUGUAUAUCAGGCUCUAAAUACUACAUUAAUGGAGAAGAACAAGUUGCUGAGUCAACUUCUCUUAUGGAUGUUGGAACAUUGCGUUAUAUGGCACCUGAAGUACUAGAAGGAGCUGUCAAUUUACGUGAUUGUGAAUCUUCUUUAAAACAAAUAGAUGUAUAUGCUUUGGGUUUGAUACUAUGGGAACUUGCAACCAGAUGUACUGAUCUUUUCCAAGGAGUAGAGGUGCCAGAUUAUAAAGCUCCAUUUGUUGCUGAAAUUGGAAAUCAUCCCACCAUGGAACAAAUGCAAGUCCUUGUUGCUAAGCACAAAGCUCGACCUUUAUUUCCUGACAUAUGGAAAGAUACUAAUCCAGCUGUAAGAGCUCUAAAAGAAACUAUUGAAGAUUGUUGGGAUCAAGAUGCAGAAGCUCGACUUACUGCCCUUUGUGUUGAAGAAAGGCUUAUAGAACUGCCAGUACUUUGGGAUCGAUAUAAAUCUGGUACCGCUAUUCAAGGAGUAAGUCCUACAGUAAAUCCAAUGUCGGCAUCACAAACUCGAACUAGCAAUGGUACUAUUCAAUCAUCGGGUAAUGGUUGGUUCAGGGGGUCAACUUUUGAAAUGCCAGUAAUGAAAAGCAAUGCAGAAGGUGUAAGCCCUACAAAUUGGGGCUUGGAUAACCGAUAUAGUGGCGACUUCAGCAUGUCUGAAAAUACUGCUGAAACUACUAUAACUAUGUCACCAUGUGAAUUAACACCAAGGUCAUGUCCAAGUAAUUCUAGUAGUAAUGGUUAUAAUCUUAAAAACUUAACAGCAAACAAUGUCGUUACUUCUAAUCUAAGAGUCACAGUACCUUUGCAACCAUAUCAAGGCAAGAAUCCCAUCAUGGAACGUAAUUUAAUAAUCGAGCCAGUUGAAGAUGUGACCAUCAGUGGAAAUACUUUAAUCGAGAGAGGGGAUAAAUUUAGUUCUCGUAAUAAUUCUGCCAACAGUUUUAAUUUGGAUGCAGACCUGUUCAAUACUCUUCAAACAAAUGAACAGUCUGAAAGUAAUGCUUUGGUACAAAAUGAUGUAUUGAGUCAUUCAACACGUGCAGUUAAUCCAAUACCAUAUGUACAGAAUGCAGUUCACAUUGUCAGCACCAUGCCGAAGCAGCCCAAUAUUCCCGGCAAUGGCCAUUCCUUACAAAUGGGAAAUGGUGCUGUGAAAUCAGGUAAAAAGGAAGAGCGAGGAAUUAUAACUGGAUUUAAAAAUUUCUUCAAAUUUCCAAAAAGUACUUCAGUUGCUGAGCCAAAUCCAACUAUUCCCAAACAUAUAGAAGGGUCAACAGUUCCCAAAGCCGUAGAACCUCCAACUGUUAAUGUGCCGAAGUUGCAUAAUAAAGUUCCAAAACCUUUAGGUGUUACAAAUUUAACCAAAACACAAAGUAUGGAUACCGAAGUUUACAUUAUGGAUCCAAAUGAUGAAUUCAGUAUGACGCAAACAGUUGUACGUCCUGUAGCAAACAGACAAGUUUAUAGUCAGACAGUACCUGAAGAAACUAAUGUAAAGCAUUUUGAAGGAGAUAGUAGUAAAAAGUUUCCUUUUCAAAAUGGAUUUGUUCAAAGUCAAACACAUCCUCAGUUGUGUUCUGAUAAUAAUCCUAAGAUGAAAAGACCUAACACAUUACCAAUAGCAAAGUUAGAAAGCUGUAAAACUACUGCUAAUAAUUUAGCUCCAAACCCAUUGAAAAUAAUAUCUGCAGGAAGUGAAUCAAGUGUGAAUCAACUGGGUCACCAAGUAAAUGCCGAAAGAGAAAAUAGAGGUGAUAAUUCAGAUGGAGCUAAAUCUAAUCAGUCAAAAAAUGCUAGAUUUUCAUUAUAUGAUGAUCGUAUAAUGACAUCUAAUACACGUUUAUAUCAACAGAUAGAGCACCCCCCCUGUAAAUUAGGCUCUCCUCAUAUUUCUGCAUCUGUACCAUUGUCCAUUGAUUCACUCUGUGAGUCUGAAGUUACUAGUUUUCAUAAAACUUUUCAGUCGCAACCCAGAACUAAUGAUAAUCAGUAAUUUAGCUCCUUUAAUUAUUAAUUAUAAAAUUUUAUCAUUCAAAAUAAGAAAUGAACUUUUGUAUGAAUUUAUCUGCUGGCUGUGCUUGUACAAGUUAACUUUCAUGUUUUCUUUAAAAUUAUAUGUGCAUAAAGACUUUUUGAAUAGGUGUUAUGUUUUUUUCAAAAACGAAAAACGAAGCAUCCCUGAAAAAAAACUGUAAAUGUACUUCUUAUUUUUUGCAAGCUAGCAGUUAAAAGCAUUUUAAUUGUUUGUAUGAUCAACAAGAAAAAAAAGUUUGGAAAUGAAUUAUUGAUAAAAUGAAAUAUUUUAUAUAUAGCAUAAUAAGGUGUACCUUUCUGAUCAUAUGAUGAUUCUAAUCUGUUUUCCCAGAAGCAUAAUUGUAAUAUAUAUAUUAAAGCACUAAUUAUACAAAUGAAAGAAAAGUUUUCCAGUAUUGAAACUACCUGAAUGAAACCUCUAAGUACAUACUAUAAAAGUACUUCUUUCUAGUUGCUCAUCUUACAUUUUUAUUUAUUGCUGUUCUUGAAUUGAUCACAGUUAGAAUCUGCAGAUCCCAAGAUUUUUAUGUAUAUAAAUAGAGUGAAUUGUAAGGUGUAAUAUGUUGAUUGUGUUAGUAGUUAGAAAUAGUCAAAAGCUUUUUUGCUGUAAAAACAUGCAUUAUUAAGCAGAUGCUUACUUUUAUUUCAAAACUGUUUUUAUCUUACUGAUGUUCAAAUUGACAUAUUUGAUGUGUUUGAAUUGGGAUUAUUGUUUAAAAAUAUUUAAAAUGUUAAGAUGCAUCAUUCAAUUACAUUACAUUCCUGACUUUUUAAGAUAAAAUCUGAAUUGAAUUUUGCAGUUAAAUCAAAGACAAGUAUGCUUUUGCCUACUUUUAGAUAGAACAUAUUUAUUUUGUAUCUUAGCAUGCAAGUUAUGCAGGAUUUAUUAUAUACAAAGGUCUGUAGAUUACCUGCAUUCUAUUAAGUUCAAAUUCUUCAGCUAGCUUUCCUGUAGUAAAUUAAAACCAUUUUGAUCUGACAAUGUGAUAUGUGCAAAGUGUGGUAAAACUAUAGAAUGUUUUAAUUUUGUUUUAUAUCAAAGAAAGCUUUUUAUAGCAGUAGACGCUGCUGUUAGCAGUCAUGAUAUAUACAUAUAUAAAAAUAAAUGCAUCUAUAUAAAUAUAUAUAUUAAAAAUUGUGAUAAACUAUUAUUGUUAUUAUAUUGUUGGCUGUUGAACGUUCCAAUUGUGCAUCAAGUGUGCAAAAGUUUUCUUGUGUUCUUUUGUUGUGACUAUGUAAUAAGAAUGCCUCAGUACAUGGAUUAAUUAAAAUAUUAUAUAAUUAAUACAAACAGAUUUGAUUUUAUGUUGGUAUAUUUUAUUUGUGUGAACUAUAAAAAAAUUAUAGCAUUUGAUCAUAUGAAUUGGGAAAAGAGGAUACGGUAUUAAAAAUAAUAAUAAUAAUAAUAAUAAAAAAAAACAUCUAUAAAAUUUUUAAGAUGCAUGUAAUUUAUUAAACUUGUUUGAAAAUGUAAAUAAAACAGAUUAUAUCAGUAUCUGGUUUGCUAUGUUUGGAGACUAAAUGAAAAAGUGAUGCAUAGUCAUUGAUACAUUGGUGUAUUUGGUUGUUUGAAUAGAAUCUGUUACUAUCUGUUCUAUUUUCAUGCAGAAUUUCUUUCUAUAUUAUGACACAGAACAACAGCAACAACAACAACAAAAAAGAAAAGAAAAAAAAAAAAAAAAAAAAGAGAAAAAAAA